Messenger RNA from Trichosurus vulpecula (common brushtail), 5796 nucleotides. RefSeq names its product SUN domain containing ossification factor (gene SUCO). The transcript has 24 exons. Gene Ontology annotation, biological process: regulation of bone remodeling; protein folding in endoplasmic reticulum. The record is from RefSeq and is a predicted model, not a curated record. The coding region runs from base 354 to 4157 and encodes 1267 amino acids. Lineage: Eukaryota; Metazoa; Chordata; Mammalia; Diprotodontia; Phalangeridae. Gene Ontology annotation, cellular component: cytoplasm; membrane.
GGGGGAUAUGGGGCAGCGGCGGCGGCGGCGGUGGCGGCGGCAGCAGCGGCGUUGGCGGCGGCUGGAGGAGGCGGGCGCGGGUGAGCCGGAGACAGCAGCCGCAGCAGCAGCAGCCCCCCGACUCCCCCAGCCCUGAGCAGCCCCUCAGCCCGUGCCUGUCACUCCUCGGGAAAGGGCGGCGCGGGCGCAGCCCCCUCCCGCCUACCGCCGCUGCUCGCGGCGUCGCCGCCCUCGGCACUCUCGGUCCCUUCCUCGGGCUCCGGCGACUUCGGCUCGGGCUCCUCCAUCUUGGUCCCGGCAGCCGUGGCUGCGGGGACGAUGUGCCGCCUUCUGGCCGGGCGAAGGAGGAGAAGAUGAAGAAGUACCGACGGGCCUUGGCCCUGGUUUCCUGCCUCUUCCUCUGCUCCCUGGUCUGGCUUCCCAAUUGGCGUGUGUGUUGUAAAGAGAGUUCUUCGCCUUCUUCAUAUUACUCUCAAGAUGACAAUUGUGUACUUGAAAAUGAAGAUGAACAUUUCCAGAAAAAGGAGGAAAUUGAUAAAUCCAUUAAUACAGAAUUGUUGGGAAAUAUAGACUCAACUAUGCCUAGUCCACCAGAACAUGAUACCUUAGGAGAUGACUGCAACAUUGAUGAACAGGAUACACAGUCAAGGAUUUUAAGUUCACCUGUAGUUGAGACACUCCCAUCAGUUGACAUCAAUGGAGAUUCUCCUAGUAUAGCUGAAAAUAUUGAAAAUGUUGAGAAUAUUUCCACCUCAUCUACCUCAGAGAUCACUCCAGUCUCAGAACCUAAUGAAAUAGAAAAUUCCAGUGCUGAUAUCCCACUUGCUAGUUUGAGUGAAAUUGAGCAGUCUGAAACUGACUGUAGUAUUGGUGGGAGCCUUUAUUCAGACCCCCAAGUUGAAAAACAUGGGACCCUUGGUUUAGACCAGCAUGUUGAACAUUCAGCCUUUGUCAGUUCACCAGAAAGUCUUGUUGGUCAGCAUGUAGAAAAUACUUCCUCUUCACAAGACAAGGGAAUGAUGACUAAAUCAGAAUUUGAGUCAGUUGAACCAAAUAAGCCAGAUGCUGAUCUUCAAAAAUCUGUAUUAAAUGCUUCAGAGAACUUAAAAGAGGUGACAGAUUACAGAAAGCUUGGAGAUGCUGAUUCCACGCCUGUAGUAAGCCCCAAAGACCCAGGAGACAUUCCAACAUUUGAUGAGUGGAAAAAAAAAGUUAUGGAAGUAGAGAAAGAAAAAAGUCAGUCAAUGCAUCCAUCUUCCAAUGGUGGUCAACAUUCAACCAAAAAGGUCCAGAAAAACCGGAAUAAUUAUGCUUCAGUAGAAUGUGGUGCCAAAAUAUUAGCAGCUAAUCCAGAGGCCAAGAGCACAUCUGCAAUUCUGAUAGAAAACAUGGACUUAUAUAUGCUGAAUCCAUGUAGCACUAAAAUUUGGUUUGUUAUUGAACUCUGUGAGCCAAUUCAAGUAAAGCAGUUUGACAUUGCUAAUUAUGAAUUAUUUUCAUCUACUCCUAAAGAUUUCCUGGUGUCUAUUAGUGACAGAUAUCCAACAAGCAAAUGGAUUAAACUGGGCACUUUUCAUGGUAGAGAUGAGAGGACCGUCCAGAGUUUCCCUUUAGAUGAACAGAUGUAUGCAAAAUAUGUCAAGAUGUUCAUCAAAUACAUAAAGGUGGAGUUGGUAUCACAUUUUGGAUCAGAACACUUUUGUCCAUUAAGCCUUAUAAGGGUAUUUGGCACCAGCAUGGUUGAAGAAUAUGAAGAAAUUGCUGAUUCUCAGUACCAGUCUGAACGACAAGAACUAUUUGAUGAGGACUAUGAUUAUCCUUUGGAUUAUAGUACUGGGGAGGACAAAUCUUCAAAAAAUCUUCUUGGUUCUGCUACAAAUGCCAUUCUAAAUAUGGUGAAUAUUGCUGCAAAUAUUUUGGGAGCAAAAACUGAAGACCUUGCUGAGGCAGAAGGAAAUAAGAGCAUCUCUGAGAAUGCCCCGACCACAGCAGCCCCUCACAUGCCAGAUCCAGAGCCAAGUCCCGUUCCAUCACCUGAGUUUGUAACUGCUGAAGGUCAUUUACCAGAUACAGAGCCACCCACCCUGGACUUCCCUAAAGAAGGCCCAAUUGUACAACUGGUCCAAGAAGAAGAGGAGGAGCCAAGCCCAUCAACUGUCACACUUCUGGGGAAUGAUGAGCAAGAAGAAGAGUCCCCAGCCUGGUCUGAGUUGGAGACACAAUUGUAUUGCAGUGAGCUAGUGACUGCAUGUUGUGUUUCUAGCUGUUCAGAGUAUCUGCUGAAGUGGUGUUCCCUUAGAGUUGCUCUUUCUCGUCAACGCAGCAGAACUGUGGGUAGCAGAGAGGCAUAUUACCCUGUUACAGCUCAGCCGCCAUUACCACUGGCCACUGAGACAUUAGAGGCUUCUGUGUCACAACCUCUCAGUGAGGAAUUGGACAAUAAGAUGAUGGAGAAAGAAGCUGAAACUGCUGUGGCACAUAACAUAAGCAGUGUUUUCCAUGAGGAUCUGAUCAAUCAUACCAAGGAUGCUAUUGAACUAGAGCCCAGCCAUACACCAGCUGUGUCUCAAUCAGUUCUUUUGGAUGUAACUCCAGAAAUCAAGUCGUCCUCCAGAGCUGAGGUUCCUGACCCUAUUAAGCAUGAAGUGGGACAGACAGUAUCACAGCUCUUUCCUCAAGAAAGCAUUGUUGAAGAUUAUACAGAAACAGAAAAAAAGUCCGAGGGCAAUGUUCCUGUAGAAAAGCAUUCCGUGAUCCAUGAAACUAGUACGUUGGGUGAAGUUAGGGACAGUAGCAUUAGGGAUGAUGUAAACUCAAUUCAAAUGAUCUUAAAGCCUUCAGAAUCAAUCCUGCUGCCCGAACACACGGCCUCUGUGGCAGACAGCGAAGAUGCAGAAGCCAAGGUGACCACCACUGAUGCACACAAGCACAUUCCACCUCCUGUUGUGGAGUCUUCUUCAGUCUCUGACAUAAGAGAUGAGGAACAAGCAGCAGAAGAUGCGCUUCUUGCUAUGCCUGUGCAUGGUGGUUUGCAGAGGACAGCUCCUGAUUUUUAUGCUGAAUUACAAAAUUCAACAGAUCUAGGGUAUGCUAAUGGAAACCUUGUGCAUGGAUCAAACCAAAAGGAAUCUGUUUUCAUGAGGCUUAACAACCGCAUUAAAGCCCUAGAAGUCAACAUGUCCCUCAGUGGCCGAUACCUAGAAGAACUUAGCCAAAGGUAUCGAAAACAAAUGGAAGAAAUGCAAAAGGCCUUUAAUAAAACUAUAAUAAAACUUCAGAACACUUCUCGAAUAGCAGAGGAACAGGAUCAACGACAAACUGAAGCUAUCCAGUUGCUGCAGGCACAGCUGACCAACAUGACACAAUUAGUUUCUAAUUUAUCAACAACAGUAGCAGAACUAAAACGUGAGGUUUCAGAUCGACAAAGCUAUCUUGUGAUUUCUUUGGUUUUGUGUGUCAUAUUGGGACUGAUGCUUUGUAUGCAGCGUUGUAGGAAUACUUCUCAGUUUGAUGGAGAUUAUAUCUCAAAGCUUCCUAAGAACAAUCAUUAUCCCAGCCCUAAAAGAUGUUUCUCCUCCUAUGAUGAUCUGAAUUUAAAAAGAAGAACCUCAUUUCCCCUUAUCAGAUCCAAAUCUCUUCAGUUAACUGGCAAAGAAGUAGAACCAGAUGAUUUAUACAUCGUAGAACCACUUAAGUUCUCACCAGAAAAAAAGAAGAAACGCUGCAAAUAUAAAACUGAAAAAAUUGAGACUGUUAAGCCAGCUGACUCAUCACAUCCUAUAGCCAAUGGAGACAUUAAAGGAAGGAAGCCCUUUACGAACCAGAGAGAUUUUUCUAAUAUGGGAGAGGUUUAUCACUCUUCUUAUAAGGGACCUCCAUCUGAAGGAAGCUCAGAAACCUCCUCACAGUCUGAGGAAUCCUAUUUCUGUGGCAUUUCAGCUUGCACAAGUUUGUGUAAUGGACAGACCCAAAAAACAAAAACUGAGAAGAGGGCUUUAAAGCGAAGGCGAUCUAGAGUUCAAGACCAAGGAAAGUUGAUAAAAACGCUCAUUCAGACUAAGUCAGGUUCGAUGCCGAGCCUGCACGACCUCAUCAAAGGAAACAAGGAGAUCACGGUGGGAACGUUUGGUGUCACAGCCGUAUCAGGACACAUCUAAAAUUAGCUGAAUUUUUCAUACUGGAGACUUUUGUUGUUCACUAAAGAAGACUGUGGUAUUUGAAGGGGCUGGGGGGUGGGUUAGGGAGACAUUAAAAACUAAUGGGAAAAGGAUUCAGAAAUUACGAUUUCUGCCUUUUUAAGUAGAUGGGAUUGUGUCAAUCUUGGUUAAUGAGCUGCAGUUUUACAAGGCUGAUCACUUCCUACCUGGACAAUGGGAGACAUUUUAUAAAGAUGUUUUUUCACAGAUUAAUUACUGGGGCAAAGGUAAUUUGGAAACCCAGUUCCUUGGGUAGAAUAGGAAUGAAAGCCUAAUGCUCUUCCUUCAGCUUUGUUCCUAUUUCUUGCACCUUCCCAUAUUUAUGUGCCUUGUGUCUAUUUAUAACGCCACUGGAAGAUGAGAGAGAAAGAGAAACUUGUUUCUGUCAUCUGAUUUCUUUGGUAACGUAAGCUCUUUUGAAGCUGUAAACACUACAUUGCUCUACAAGGGGCCUGUGCCUGAAGCUCAGCCUGUACAUGUAUUCGGGCAGUGAAGAUCAGAUGAGACUUGCCUAGAAGAUCUCUGUGUAGCAGACUCACCAAGGAAUAUAAAUGACUUGCAGGGCCAGAAAGUCUGUUCUCUGAGGGGGAUUGUGAUGCUGUAAUGGUGUUUUCUUUUACUUGAUUUAGAAUGAAUUCAUUUAUCCUUGGGAAUUGAAUGAUAUAAACAUAAAGUGGACCACCUAGGACUUUGCAGAUGACCAUUAUUCCCAAACUAAUUUUUUUAUAGAUUUACCUUAAGGAUAUUUAACUACCAUUGUGGGUACUCAUUGGCUACAUUUGAAUUCUGAUUGUUCACAAUGAACACAAAUCCUUUGAAACAUGCAAAAUUUGAAGAAGUAGAUUUGGCAAAGGGAAAAAAAACACCAACUCGUGACCAGUAAUAGUGCAAAAUUAUAUUAUCAUUGCAGAGUCCAAAAGUAAACAGGCAUGCCAGUGAGUUUGCUGAUCCUUGUCUAAAUGGUCAAGACUGAAUGAAAUAUUCCAUAAUGUGUUUGCUUUAGUAUUGGCUACAAAUGUGCAGGGGGUGUUGUUUGGAUGUGUGUGGUUUUUGUCUGUGUUCAUACUUUUUCUUUUUUUAAUUUUGGCAACGAUUGUAUACUUGGAUUACAAUUAUUCCAUAGGGGGUGUGAAUGUGCAGUGGCGAGUGAAGUUGGAGAAAGCAUCUUUUUUCUUUUUGUCUUGAGAGGUCUAGCAGCAUCACGUUCCUUGUAAGGCUGUUAUAACUUAUUGAGCACUUUUAGUAAUGUCCUUUUUUAAAACUGAUCUGAUGCCUUUUCUGGGUAUUGUAUGUAAUGUGACUUAUUUAAAGCCUUUAAAAAAUUUUUUUUGCUGCUUUCAUGUUAGUUUACCAGUACAUUUUGGGUGGUAUAAUUUUUGUUGGUCAGUCUGCACAUUUAGCCAUUCAGAGCAAGAGGGCCUGAGUUUUAUAAUAAUUACAGUGAAUUGAGGCCCAAAUUAGAAUGAGGUAGGGAUGGGAAAAUAACAUCAUCUGAGUGCAGCAUUCAACAUUGUGGAAAGAAGACCCAUGUAACUACAGAGCUGUAGUGCCAUUAGAAACUGUGAAUUUCCAAAUAAAUCUGAACACUUGUCUUUAUUAA